Messenger RNA from Delphinapterus leucas (beluga whale), 3582 nucleotides. It is a transcript of the gene SLC68A1, whose product is annotated as solute carrier family 68 member 1. The record is from RefSeq and is a predicted model, not a curated record. Lineage: Eukaryota; Metazoa; Chordata; Mammalia; Artiodactyla; Monodontidae.
CGGAAGAAGGGGCUGGAGAAGCUGCUGGAGGCCUGUGCGCAGGCGCACUGGCUGGCACCUGGCUCCGGGCAGCCGCGGGAUUAGGCUUCUCCUGCCACAAUUUCGGGACAAGGAUGGUCAGACUGCCCGUGGCCAUGAGCGCUCCUCAGUACUCCUGGGGCUGAGGCUGGGCUGGCCGCCAUGGGGCUGGGUGGGCCCUGGGCCUGGCUGCUGGGCCUGCCCACGGCCAUGGUCUAUGGCUCCCUGGCCCUCUUCAUCUCUGUCCUGCACAACGUGUUCCUGCUUUACUACGUGGACACCUUUGUCUCAGUGUACAAGAUCAACAAAGCUGCCUUCUGGGUUGGAGAGACGGUGUUUCUCCUCUGGAACAGCCUCAAUGACCCCCUGUUCGGCUGGCUGAGUGACCGUCAGUUCCUCAGCUCCCAGCCCCGGUCAGGCGCCAGGCUCUCCUCAAGGGCCGUGGUGCUGGCACGGGUGCGGGCGCUGGGCUGGCAUGGGCCGCUGCUGGCGCUGUCGUUCCUGGCGUUCUGGGUGCCCUGGGCCCCAGCUGGCCUGCAGUUCUUGCUGUGCCUGUGCCUCUAUGAUGGCUUCCUGACGCUCGUGGACCUGCACCAUCAUGCCUUGCUGGCCGACCUGGCCCUCUCAGCCCACGACCGCACCCACCUCAACUUCUACUGCUCCCUCUUCAGUGCGGCUGGCUCCCUAUCUGUCUUUGCCUCCUACGCCUUCUGGAACAAAGAAGACUUCUCUUCCUUCCGUGCCUUCUGCCUGGCACUGGCCGCUGGCUCUGGGCUGGGCUUUGUGGGGGCCACACGGCUGCUGAGGUGGCGGGUGGAGGCGGCCAGCAGGGAACCGGGGUGCCCAACCCUGGCUGUGGAUGGCGGCCUGUGUGAAGAAGAAGAGCUGCUUCUUGGCGGCGAGGAGACGGGCAGCAUCACCUUGGGCCAGUACCUUCGGCAGCUGGCCCGCCACCGGAACUUCCUGUGGUUCGUGGGCAUGGACCUGGUGCAGGUCUUUCACUGCCACUUCAACAGCAACUUCUUCCCCCUCUUCCUGGAGCAUCUGUUGUCAGACCACAUCUCCCUCUCCACUGGCUCCUUCCUGUUGGGCAUCUCCUAUGUCGCUCCGCAUCUCAACAAUCUCUACUUCCUGCCCCUGUGCCGGCGCUGGGGCGUCUACGCUGUGGUGCGCGGGCUCUUCCUGCUCAAGCUGGGCCUGAGCCUGCUCAUGCUGUGCGCUGGCCCCGACCGCCCUGGCCUGCUCUGCCUCUUCAUUGCCAGGUAUGCCCUGCCCUCCUUCAUCCCCACACCUCUGUCCCACUCCUUCAUUUUUGUCUGCUCUCUCUCCGCCGGCAGCAACCGUGUCUUCACUGAGGGCACCUGUAAGCUGUUGACCUUGGUGGUCACUGACCUGGUGGACGAGGACCUGGUGCUGAACCACCGCAAGCAGGCGGCCUCAGCGCUUCUCUUUGGCAUGGUGGCCUUGGUGACCAAGCCAGGCCAGACCUUCGCCCCGCUUUUGGGCACCUGGCUGCUGUGCUUCUACACAGGUCAUGAUCUCUUCCAGCAGCCCGCACUGACGCCUGUGGGGAGUGCCCAGCCCUGGCCAGAGCCCCCGGCUCCACCCCCACCACAGGCCCCGACGCUCCGCCAGGGCUGCUUCUACCUGCUGGUGCUGGUGCCCAUCACCUGUGCUCUGCUGCAGCUGUUCACCUGGUCCCAGUUCACGCUGUAUGGGAGACGCCUGCAUGCGGUCAAAGCCCAGCGUCAGAACCUGUCACGGGCCCAAACCCUGGACAUUAAGAUGGUGUGAGGGGAGCAGCAAGGCCACCCUGCUGAGGACUACCUGCAGCCCUGGGCGGCCAGUCUCUUUCGCCUUCCUGGGGUGCAGCCUGGAGGACAGAUGGCGGAGUGGGAGCUCCUGGGGCUGCGCAGGGAGCGUCACUGAGGUCUAAGUUCCUGCUUGGCUGUCGGGCUCAGCUUGGGCAAGGGUUGGGGCGUUUGUGCUCAGGGACCGGCUUCCUCCUAUGUGGCAGGAGGAAGAAGAGGAUCACGAAGGGAGGGGGCCCGCCCUGUGGUCACGUGGGGUUGCUGUGGGCACAGAGGCCUAUCCCCCUUCCUGGCUGGGGCUGGCGCCCUAUGUGGGCUCGGAAACCACUUUGGCCUAGUCAGAGGAAACUGAGUCCCACCUGCCCCUUGCGGUGGCUUCUCUCAGAACUCUCUGCCUCAGCUGUGCGUGGAGUAGCGCGCCCUAGCUGCUGCAGGGCGCCCGCGUCCCCAGCUGGCCUCUCAGCGAUGUUCAUUUCAUCACAGACUGAUCGAAGUCGGUCAUUUCUAUUCCCACUCCUGAGGUCUGUGCUGUGUGUGGGAGUGGUGGGUUGGGGAACAGGAUUCCUUACUUAAUAAGAGCAGCCUGAGAGCAUUUUCAGAGAUGAGUGGGGGGCCACCCACAUCAGAGUCACUGGGGUAGCAGGGAGAGCCUGCAGGCCCGUGGCCGCAUGGGCCCUUGGGAGCAAAACAGCUUUAAGGCCUGCAUUCGUAGCCCCAGUGCGUUUCCCAUGUACCACUGCUGGACGUGGUGGGCAAGGAGGAGUGGCCACUUCUAGGCUAGAGGUCCUUAACCUUGGAGUCGCUGGGGAGCUUGCAAAGAUGCUGGUGUCUGAGUUGUUCCCCAAGAUUCUGAUUUCAUGGGUCUGGGUACCGCCUGGCACUGGGGUUUCGGAAAGCUCUGUGGUGAUUUUACCGUGCAGCUGGGACUGAGAACCUCUGCUUGAGGUCAGCGUUUCUCGGCCUCGGCACUACAGACAUUUGGGGCUGGGCUGUUCUUUGUUGUGGAUGUUUAGCAGCAUCCCUGGCCUCUGCCUACUAGAUGUCAGUAGCAUCUCCCUCCAGUUGUGACGACCAAACAUCUCCGGGCAUUGCCAAGUGUGUCCUAAGGGGCAAAACUGACUUUGAUUGGGAACCACUGCUCUAGGCCAAUGGUUAUUUGAGGGUGUGCACAGCGGUUAAGAAUGUAGGCCCUAGGGCUAUAUUGCCUGGGCUCAAAUUCUAGCUAACAAAGGGCAGAGCUUUGGGAAAUUAUAUAAGGAAUAACAAACAUACUUACACUUUGUACGGUUGUUGGGAGAAUCAAAUGGAUUAACAUUUGUAAAGUGCCUGGAAAACCGCUCCCCGCUACCCCCCAAGUAUACAGGUUUAAAAUGGAGAACUGAUUAAUUAGCAUAUCUGAGCGUGGGCCCCGGGAACAAUAUUUUAAUAAGCUUCUGACUUCAGAGAUGUGAAGAGCUGGCCCCCUCAUUUGGGGUGGAGUCUCAUCCAUGGGCUUGGGCGUGUGCACAGGCCUGGGACCUUCAUUCCUGACCUGGUCUUUGGGCUUCGUUGUGAACACCAUCUUCUCUGCGUCCACCUGACAGGCUGGGGCUUGGGCUAAGGUCAGGCCAAGUCUGGCUGGUGCAACAGUGCCCUCUAGAGGACAGACUAGGCCCAGUCACAGCCUCAGAUUCCGGGCCCACAGCUUCUCCCUCCUCCCACCCUGCACUGGCUACAGACAGAGGCCCAGCUGAUGUGUCUAUUGGAACGAGUU